AUGCAGUGGUGCAAGUAUCAAGUGGCUGAACUAUCUUCACCACAAUUGAUUUGUACUGCAAUAAAGAUGACUUUACAUUUGUGCUUUUUAUUCAAUGUUAGACCUUACAGACAUCAGGCUAGGCUUGAGAGAAAGGACCAUGGCAAAAAAUCUAUUUGUUUUGUGAUUUUAAUUAUGGGACUAAAGCUUUGUCAUACUGGCUUUGUUUCUGCUGUAAGUCACAUGCGUUCAUUUGUUCCAGCUGUUUAUGGUGUAACAGUGGCCAUUCCCAAAACAUCUCCUCCACCUACAAUGUUAAGACUCUUCAAGGGGCAACCAUCUGUGUUGCAUUCUUGCAUAAGGUUGGGCUUAUCAAUCAUGGUCCAUACCAGAUUUUCGUCUUCCUCUGGUUCUCCUGCUUAUUCAAAAAACAGCCCUCAAAAUAUAAAAAAAGAUAAUAAGAAGAGACCAUUGAGUGGUCAGGUUGAAGGUAAAAAGACUACUAAACAAAAAAAGCCAAAAUUGGCAAAUGCUGAUCAUAUAAUUCCACCGCCACAGGGUAUGCAAUACAUUGUUCCUCCUGAAAAUCAUAAUCGAGCAAAAUGUCAUGCCAUAAUCAAGCACAACCAGAUUACUGCUCUUCAUCAGUUGUUAUCUCCAAAACAAAUUUCUGAUUUCGCUGAUUCUUGUUUUGGGAAUUUUCUAUCCUUGCCAUCCUUUGUCAUGCAGUAUCAGCUAAUUCAUAAUUUACUGCUUAGGGAGUUGAAACAACCCAACCCUCAUGAGAUUUGGAUUGGUGUAGCUGGUAUGAAACUUCGGUUUGGGAUAGAGGAGUUUGCACUAGUCACGGGCAUUUGUUGUGUUGGAUCACAUGACAAGCAAGAAUAUGCUAGGCCAAGCAAUAGUUUCCUUAACACCUAUUAUAAAGGUAUCAAAAAGGUAACUAAGGAAAAUGUGCGUGAGAUUUUAUUUAAUAAAGGGUGGAAGAAUGAUGCGGAUGCAGUGAAGCUGUCCAACAUCUACUUGCUGCACAUCUUUUUGCUUAGCUCCUCUUCCUUGGAUGUUGUCAUUCCCCAAGCUGACUUUGAUAUUUUAGAUAGUGGGGAAUUUGGUCAGUUUCCUUGGGGUAAGGAAGUUUUUAAGGUUACCAUUGAGUCAUUGAAGAAAAAUGUUGGAAAGAAAAAUAAAGAUAAUUUUUACAGGCUAUAUGGAUUUCCAUAUGCCUUUCAAGUAUGGUUUUACGAGUGUUACCCAUAUUUGAAUGGCAACUUUUGUCAUCUCAAUGUUGGAUCUAUCCCACGCAUCAUCAAUUGGACAAAUAGCGAAAAUAUUAAGUUUGAUAAAGUAUCUUAUACUUUAUCAAUGAGUUGUGCUGAGCUCCAACUUCGAAAUAUCACUCCAACUUCCAAGGAAAGGAAAAAACUUCACUUGGAAGAAUUAUUUCCAAAAGGCAAGCAGUUGGAAGUUGAUGGCAACCUUGCUGCUAAUGCUGGUGCUAGAGUUGCAGCAUCUGGUUCUGGAGUUGCACCUCAUUCUGUUAGAGUUGCAGCAAAUGUUUUUCCAAUUGCUAAUGUUAGUGAUGAUGAUUUUGUGAACCCUCCUCCUCGAUCAUUCGCAGGUGCUUCCUCAUCUUCUAUGCCUCAAUCUCAUUUUGACUCAUCCAUUUUAAAGCUGCAUGACCUUAUUCUUUCCCAUAUUUUGGGAAAACAGGGUGAAAGUUCCCAUGAUGAUAUUGAAAGAAGAAUUAAGGCAAUGCAUGAUGAAUCUAAUGUUGGUGAUAAGGAGGAAGAGGUUGCCACUGAUUGUGUCAUUGAGGAAAAGUCUGAUGAUGAAGAGGAUGAGGAUGAGGGUGAGUCUGAUGAAGAAAAUGAUGGUUUUGAUCAUGAUGAUGAUGAAGAUGAAGAUGAUGAUCCUGUUGGAGAAGACAAAAAUAGUAAAGAUAGAGAAAAAGAAGAUCAUUCUUAUAUUGCAUGCCCUAGUGGAGUCAAAGAUGUUAGUAGUGGGCACAAUGAAGAUGAUAAUGUUGUUGAUUUUUCUGAUGAUGUUGACAGUUCACAUCAAGUUGCACCUAAGAUUUUGGGGGUUGCAGAUUUUGCAACCGAGGUUGAAAAUGUCACCACAGCUGUUGGAGAGAUUGAUAAAGACGUUGCAUCUCAUUUUUCAAAUGUUGCAGAAUUAGAAACUGAGGUUGCACCUAAUCUUCCUGAAGUUGCACCUGAUCUUCCAGAGGUUGCAGAAUUAGCAAAGGUUGCAGAGGAUGUCAACGAGGUUGCACAGGUUGCAGGAACUAUUUCAUCCCAGUGUUCUUUUGAUAGUUUGUCUGACACAGCAUUGGAGGAGGCUAUGCAAAAUGCUAUUAAUGCUGUAAAAGCAAUCAAGACUCCGAAGGAAUCUACUCCUCAUUGCACUGCUAUUGUUCUAUAUGUUGGUAGUGGUGGGAGUAACUUGGGAUAUGUUACUCCUAUUUUGCCAAGAAGAACAAUCAAGCUGCCUUUCUACUUGCAAUCUCCAUUUGUGCAGAAUUUUGAUUCUACUUCUGCUCAAAGUAGUGAGGCAAAAUCUGGUGGAGAUAUUAAGAUUAUCAAAGGGUUUUGCCCAUUGGAUGACAAAAUUGGAGAAUUGCCAGACUAUGAGUUAUCCCAAGAUUUCAACAAAUGGCUUGAUUAUGGAAUGAUAGCCAAGAACAAGGUGAAAAUGUAUUCAAAGGAAGACAACCUCAUUAUCCCUGGUCUACAACUCGGUGUAGAUGUGAUUUUCCAAAAGACAUGGUUCCAUACCCUUCAAUAUAGUGGCAAAAAUCUCUUUAAAACACAUGUUGAUGUGUUUUUUUAUUAUUUGAGGAAGAAGGCAAAGUACUGUGUCAAUUGUACUAUCAAGUUUAUCACAACUGAUUCUCAUUUCCAGACCAGAAUCAAUUCUAUCUAUGAGACAUUUCUAAGUUGGAAACGUGAUUUUGGGGCGUUGAAUUGUAAUCAAUAUGUUGCAGAAGUUAUCAUGGGCUAUGCCUUGCCUUGCAACAUUUCUUGGUCUAUGGUUGAUCAUGUCUUAUUUCCUAUCUUGGUUAUGAAGGAAAAACAUUGGUUGUUGUGCAGAUUAUCACUUAAAGAUAGGUCAAUGUAUGUAUAUAAUACAUUGACAUGUGAUAACAAGGACCACAUUGCUUUAAAAGCAGUAAAGUCGUUUCGUAUUUUGCUUCCUCAUUAUUUGUAUAUCACUGGAUUUUAUGACCGAACAGACAUAGAUUUCUCAUCUGAGGCUUAUGCUGGGAAGUCAACGAGUUCUGCUUUUGAUGUAGUGCUGGAUGAUGAUUUGCCAUGUGGGUUGUCUUGUGAUAGUGGCAUUCACAUGUUCUCAUUUGCGGAGUACUUUGUUCAAGAUAAGGAUAUUCCAACAUCUACUUUUGAUGUUGAAACUCAUAGAUCUAGGCUUGCCUUUUUGUUUUAUUCAUAUGCAAAGGCAAAGGAAAUUUAUGGAUAUGAGAGUGAGUCUGAGUAUUAA
This is a messenger RNA of Humulus lupulus (European hop), 3477 nucleotides long. RefSeq lists its product as uncharacterized. The record is from RefSeq and is a predicted model, not a curated record. The transcript is spliced from 12 exons. Lineage: Eukaryota; Viridiplantae; Streptophyta; Magnoliopsida; Rosales; Cannabaceae. Gene Ontology annotation, molecular function: cysteine-type peptidase activity. Gene Ontology annotation, biological process: proteolysis. Bases 1 to 3477 code for a protein of 1158 amino acids.